This is a messenger RNA of Anopheles funestus (African malaria mosquito), 7832 nucleotides long. RefSeq lists its product as uncharacterized. Gene Ontology annotation, cellular component: nucleus. The record is from RefSeq and is a predicted model, not a curated record. Gene Ontology annotation, molecular function: ATP binding; protein serine/threonine kinase activity. The coding region runs from base 1652 to 7402 and encodes 1916 amino acids. Gene Ontology annotation, biological process: intracellular signal transduction; positive regulation of apoptotic process; protein phosphorylation. Lineage: Eukaryota; Metazoa; Arthropoda; Insecta; Diptera; Culicidae. The transcript has 6 exons.
UUCACUUCCGUAAUGGAUCUCGCACGAUUUAACAAUAAACCUUGUCUGUAACAAUUUGUUAUAAAACGAUUAAGCUUAACUUGGACAAAAUGAACACCCAAAUGAUCCAUUCGAUAUCGACCACUCGACUCGCUCAAUUGCUCCAUCUGUUUCGCCCGGUAAAACAUCUCGAGGGCCAAAAUGCUCUGGUUCGGGAAAUUCACCCUCCGAGUAAAGUGUGCGUAUCGAGGAUCGUGAGAAGAGUGAUGGAAAUUUGAUAGCGUACUGGCUAGGCGCCGGUUCUUGGCAUGUGAAAAGUAAGAGUGAUGGUGAUAUGCGUAACAUGAGAAGUAAACAAUCAGAACGGUUAAACAUUCCAUUGCUAGACGAAUUUCAAUGUCAUACAAUUUAAAAAAGUUCGAUUUAUAAAAGUAACAAGUGAUUUAUAAAUAUGAUUUAAUCAUAAUUAUAUAAGCAUUUGAACUACACCAACAACAACAAAAUGAAAUAAAACAUAAAACAAUAAAUAGAUCCGAGUGGAAACUUGAAUUCAUCCAACGCACAACAUUGUUUUCGCGGACCGCAACAAAGAAUACAAAAAAAAAUCCGUAAACACUGCAGGGCAAAGAAGAUCACGCACACAGAAAGCCAGACACAGACAGUGGAAAUAACAACGUUGCUAGGCAACGGUACCAUGCUACCACAAAACUGCGUAAGCAAUGGAGAAGGUUACCAUAGGCACACAGUUGGUAGUGAAGAAAAAAAAAACACACAGGUGCCGAGCGAUCGCAACCAUCAACCAGGCGCCAUUCGCCGAACAACUGCUGGCUGCAUCGGAUCAGUCCACGCAGAGCCCACGGAGAAGAGAGCUCGUAGCAAAAAAAGGCUUACAGCUGCGUAACAGUGUGUGCGUGCGUAUAUAUCUUUGCCGCGGGUGUUAGAGUAGAAUGUGAGGUUUGCCGGGAACGAUUCGAUCAUCCUUCCCUGUGUCCAGUGUUCAGUGCUCCCGGCCCUUUUGAUAGCAGUGCGUUAGUGCGUGUGUAAGAUAGAUUGGUGUAAUUAAAGUACAAGCUAUACCUACAUGUGUGUAAUUGGAAAUGUCGUAAUAUUUUAGAAAUUAUUAUGUUAAAGGAAAGGAAACAACAUUUUGGAUUCGAAUUUACACAGUGACAGUGCGUAUAGAAGAGUAAAUUUGGAAUUGUGAUCUAUAAAAUAUGUAUGUAUGUGAGGGUACUAAGGAAGAAAGUGAAACAAAGUCUAGAUAAUUUCGAAACAUUUAAAAAACCCCGAUUACAUUUUCCACUGGACAAAUCGUUGAAAAUUCCGGUGAAAACUAAUUUGGAAAUAAUUUUUAAGUGCGUGCAUCAUUUUCACUUUCCCAAAACAAAAAAACCACAUCCAGCUGCUGAACAUUCGACAAAACAGCAGCAAAGAACGUCCCAAAACGGAUCGAAUCUAUGCAGUGACCUACAUCUUAGCGGCCCUGCGGCUAAUUUUGAAGUGUUUUUGCUGUUGUUGUUGAAAAAUCCGUGAUUACACACGCCACGCGCCGGAAACGGAACAGCGCGGAACACGUGUAGCAGCAGCAGCAGUUGUUGUGUGACACGUGGUUGAGUGGUUGAAGCAUCGACCCAUCGACAAUUCGGAAUUCGGCGAAACGGGGCGGCCCAGGAUGGGACUGCUUGAAUGGAUCAAAAAGGACAAGCGUCACCGACGGCGUGACAGUGCUCCUCCGAAGGUGGGUCAAGUGCAAGAUUUAGCCUACCUGGAGGCGUUGGCUAAAUUCAAUGAAUGGCGAACACAGCAACGCAACAGCGAUAUACAGGCAAACCCGAAAACACUUACCAGCCAAGUGAAUGCAACACUUCCGCCACGGAUAUCACUGUUGGCUCACGGUACCAUCAAGGAGGAACCGUCCGAUGAUGACGAUAGUGACUGUGAUGGUGACUUCAGCUCCGACAUCGAAUUGGCCCGGGACGAGCGGAUGAUACUGAACCGUAGCACCAGCCGAUUUGAAGUACCGAAAUCUCCACGAUACACCCGGCACCAUCGCUCCUCGACAGUGGCUCCAGUAGUUACACCUUCGCCACAGCUAACCGAUGUGGCACCGAAGAAGCCGAAGCGCUCCGUAGAAUUCUAUCGCAACAUCAAUCGUAUCCCUACCGACGCAUCAUCGAACGCGUCUCAGCACUCCAACAGUCAGUGGAACAACGGGUCCAAAGCGAUCGAGAAAAAUCAUACCAAUCCGUCCGAUACGCGACUGUCACUGCCGGCUGUGCUUGGUUCGGAACCAAGGGAGCGGCUACCAAAGCGUUCUAAGGCAACCACUCCGAAACCGAACAACACGAUCUACGAGAACGAAGUGGCCGAAUUCGAAGCGCACCACAUCAACGGUACGUUUGGGGAUUCGUACGUGGUGCAGAGUCCCCCACGACUGUUCUACAAAGCGAACGCAAGCCCGUAUACGGACGGUACGCCAAAGAAGCAAAGCAAUCUUAAAAACCGUUCACGUGUGUUUAAAGACAAACCUGCACCGGCACCUCCCGUGGCAGGUCUGACAGCGACACCAUCUGUACCUCUGUCCAACUGUCUACCGAAACAGCGUCAGCAAAGUGAUUCGGAUUCACCACUGACCGGGUCCUAUCGGAAGUACGAGCUAAAUUCAUCCUCCGCCUACGACGAACACGUCAUCUCUUCCCGUGCCUAUCGCGGUUCGAUGAAACCUAAAAGUGCCGAAAAGUCUACGCCAACCCCUGCCAAACAGCGUCACAAAUCACUCUCCUACCAAACGAUUGUUAACAAACAUGGAGAUCUGGUAGAUUAUGCACUACCGUUCAGCGAUAACGCGGACACUACGGCUGAGACUAAGCCGGAACAAAAUAACAGCAAGCAGCUUACGCCGGGUCAAGACACACUGGCCGAGAUACGUAACUGUGAGCAGCUGAUUAACGAUAACUUUCAGUUUCUGCAAACGACUGCCUUUCACGAUGAGUCUAGCAGCAUUAUUACCGAACCGAUCAGUGUGCUGAAGGGCCGAUCUAGACGUAUUAUUACCGAUCUCGAUCGGUCCAAUGCGAGCACACUGAAGGAGGAUGAAGACGAGCUGCUGCAACAGGAAAUGGAGCGUGAGGAUGAGCUGCUGCAAAGCCGACAGCAAGCGAUCGAUACACAGCUGGUUCAGUUGGCCCUGCAGGACGAUCCGCAGGAUAUUCUGCUGGAGUUGGAUUCGCUGCAGAAGUGGAGCAAAAGCAUCCAGAUGUCAGAUGAUUUUUUGCAGACCCGCUACACCGAGCGAAAUUUGCUGGAAUGUUUCCGGCGCAGUAUCGGUAGCAAUUUGCUGACUUGCUUCCCGAAUGAGGUGCGGUACCGUGUGGGAAGUUUACGCAGUGCUUUUGCCUGCCCGCUAGAGUUUUCCUGCGGUUUGUUCCGCGGAGUGGCAGUGACAUUGCGCAAGUACUCACUAAACACGGAACGGAGCCUUUACUUUGCAGAGGAAGCAUGUCGGCGAGAUUUUGAGGUACUGUCGCAGGUCCGUCAUCCAACGAUGGCAACACUGAUGGCUGUAUCGUACGAUUCGGCCCUUAACCAGGCAACGCUACUGCUGGAACCUUUCGAUUUUACGCUUUUUGAUUAUAUUCACAAGAUGAACAAAAGACUAUCAUUGAUUCAUGCUAUCACUGUUGUCCAGCAAAUCUCAUCCGCCGUCUGCUAUCUGCAAGAGUGCGGUUACAUCCAUUCCAACAUAUCCAGCGGAUGCAUCCUGAUGCGACGUUACCCUUAUUCCGUCAAGCUAACCUCGUUUGAACUGACUACGGAUGCUUCCUCCGAUGAAGUACGGCGUGAAAUUGAGAAUCGUUACGGCAGUACAUCUUCGUCGCGUAACUCAAUGACCUCCUCCCAGAACGACGAGUUAAAGAAGAUCACUACCUACGCACGGCUGAUCAAGAACGAUGAACAUUUUCUCCGUGACAAGUAUCGCAAGCUGUCGUCGGAAAUUUGUGAAAACCGAUCCAAACCACACGGUGCGCAGCUUUCGUUCGGCGAUGGUUCGGGCUAUGAUUGUCGGGCAAGCAAAUUCUUACCCUACUGCAAGGAGUACCGGGAGAAGUUUUCACUGUUCUACUACGUAGCACCGGAGCUGCUCAUUCCGAAGGCGAGCUUUGUCUAUCCAAGCAAGAGCACCGAUGUCUACUCCGUAGCUUUGUUACUCUGGGAAAUUCUCAACGGUUACGUACCAUUUGUUGUGUAUAACAGAGCAGAGCUAGAGAAAUUACACACCUCUGGCGAUCUCCCUUUGCCAAUGUUUGAAAAGGAACGCUGCGAACGCUUCCGGCAAAUUUUCGAAGGUGGGCUUGGUGAUCUUAAUAGCAGAAAAAUCACUAUAGGAAACGUGGUUGAUCUUCUCGACUGUUUGCUGCUAGAGUUGGGCAUGGAGAAGAAUGGCACCUACGAUUGGUUGGCAGAAGAUUACGAAGAGCGAGUUAACUCGUCUGAGGUGCGACUGAAAAAUGAACUGAAUGACGUUCGGAAGCAGAGUGCACACAUUGAGAAAGCGGAUAAGAUCUACUUCCGCACCGAGGAAACGGAGGUAACCAAGGCACCAAAACAACUUCCAAAAAAACCGAUCAGGAAUAUCAACAAAACGAAAGCACCCACUCAGCAGCAACCACCAAAGCACCACGGUCAACGAUGGUCGGAUAUAAGUGGCAAGGAACGUGCACAGACUGUCGACAAAAAGUCCCCACUCAGCUCAACCUUUAGCCUUUCGAACUCUGCGAUCUAUCAAACAAUCUUCGAUUUUAACAAUAAGUUCCUUUCGCCAAAAUCUUCCUCGAAGCAAGUGUAUGAUCGAACAAGCACGGUUAAGAAGCAUAAAAAACCACCACGUGCAAAUAAAAAGGCAGCCAAGGAGCUGUUCGACGUGAAGGAUCAGCUUAACAAGAGCUUCAUCGAACAAAACGAACCAGAUGGUGAGGAGAUAAACAGUUGCAAACAGAACACAGAAUUCAUGGUUUCUAACGAACUGCAAAAAGCGAACUCUUCUACCAGUUCGUUAGCACACGCAAUGUCCGAUGAGCCGAAAAUUAAUCCAGAGCCCAUUCGACCAUCUUGUAGCGAUUCCGAGGAUAAAGGUACACCACUGCAACGCGAUCAUCCGUCGAAAUCUUGCGACAGUUCGCCAGGUACAAGACGCCGUAGUAUUACACCGAAGCUCAACAACUCAUUCCGCUUCACGAUUGGUGAUUUUACCCUUCCCGACACGCCGAUAGCACGCAAAAACAAAAUACGAAAGCACGCCUGGCUAUCUGAUCAAAAGCUAAAGAUUACUGAUGAAUCUCUACCCGUCACACCGGAGGAUUGCCGUAGCAAAUCCUUCUUCAACGCGGAACUGGCAGCUCGCAGUGGUUCUUUUCUUACCUCUACUAAUCUAAACUGUUCCACAUCACUGCAGGACAUUAAACCGAAACGCAUCAACAUAAGCGUCAACAUUACGCGCACUCCAGAGACGCUCACUUCAGUUACGGUGCAAAAGAACUGCACACCGAAGCUGAUUGUUAACGGAGGCUCACCAUUCGAGGAUACGCUAUGGAAAAAGGAGAAACUAAUCUGCGAACGUAGCCAACUGUCGGUAUCGGAUGAUACGAAAGAAACAACAUCGGACACUUGCUGUUCCGAAGCACAGAAGCCAGACGUGAAUGUUGGAGGAUCUUUGGAUGAUUCUUUGAGUGUUGUAACCGCUCACCUUUCAUCGGUCCGAGACGUAAUAAAAAAGAUUGAAACGACGUUUGAAAAAACUGGAUUCGAUUACAGUCCGAUACGAAAGAUGGAGGGUAGUGGAAAAAAACCGGCCAAUGACGUAUGCUCAAGAAAAAGCGCCGAAGAAUCGUUGGUAGUAGAGGAGAACUUACUUGUUCCUACCAAGGUCCUUGAACUAGAAAAGACGCUCGAAGCGGAGGAAACAUUCGCCGCGAAGGAAACCGAUGACGGGGAAGUGAAGGAAUCAAUAUCUCAAAAGGUUGAUUUUCCAUCAAUGCCAAUUCCUGCUCCUCCUCCAACACCUCCAGCGUCCACGGAUUCGCCGAUCUCAGCUGUAUCUCAUCUGAAUAUACUGCUGGCCAAUUCACAAUCGAAACCAAAGGAAAUACCACCACCAGGACCCAGGAUUCAGGUACAACAAGCAGCGGAAAUGGACAGCAUUCCCGUGCCGUCUAACGUCCCGGUAACAUUCGCGCCAAACUCCCAACUAUUCCUUCGCCGAAAGGCACUCAACGCCGGUGCAAACAAUUUGGCCAUCCACCAUCAGCAAACCGUUUACAGAGAGAGUAUCGUGUCAAGCACGGAGCGGUUGGCAACGUUUGCAGAACCGUCGGUUGCGUCAACGACCACCACCACAACUUCUGCCACUUCAACGGCCAUACCACCAGGAAGUGCACGAAAGAAGAAGCUAACCACACGCGUUACGGUAAACAUGCGCAAAAUAUCACGCCGUGCUUCAGACAUUAGUCCAGCUUCUUCACGGCCAAACUCGGCCAAUCUGGACGAUGUAGAUCUUCCGUCAUCUGGCUGUAUCACACCAACUGGCACCGGACAGGGAUGUGGACUAGGCGCGGUUCGACACUCUUGUGGCAAUGAGCUGUUGCGUGCCUUUUCUAAACUGAGACUGAUCACACCGGAAGAUCCGGCAACGAAAUCGUCUAGCAACGAUCCGAAUGCAAGAUCUGGAACACCAGUGUUCGUUGGUUCUGGUACGCAUCAAAUUGCCACCGGUGCAGCGAACCGAUUCGAACGUUUUGUGUGUUGCAACUGUGGCAAUUCGAUGGUUCCGACCGAAGGGCUUAAUGUCCCUACCGGAAGCCGGAUCGGUAUGACAGCCGCCUUCGGUGAGAUGAACUUCCCGCGAGAAAGCUUCGUAUCCAUGUUCGAGCCCCCGUUGACACCAACACCUGGCAGUGCUAUGGCUAGCCGGUUUCAUUCGAUGACUCCAUUCCAGAAAUCAACCGAAGAUCUUUACAUCGACGAUGACUUUUGCCAAGGAUUAAACCAUAUGGGAGCGAACAUGGAGCUGGUCGAACCACUCGACGAAGGACAGUUCCUCGAUACGUACGGAUACGACAUUUACGCCACAGAGAUCUACCAUGCGGAAGAAGAGGAGGAGGAGAUUGAUGAAGGCGAGGAUCAUUUCACCUUUCCAAACCUGCACACAACACCUCUCGCAAGCACCGAAUGUACCGACGACGAGGCAAAGUUUCUCGAAAAGUGUUCGAAACUCAAUUCACAAACGUUAACAGCAGAAUUCGCUACACUCGCAUCUCCGAUCGAUUGUGAAUUGUCGUGUCCAUCAAUUGCAGAAGUGGUGAGCAGUGAGGAAAACCACGUAUCUACAACCGAUGCAAACAGUGCAGUAAACGAGGGCCUUAUUUAGAAAUAUUGUAUAUAAGUUUCAAGAAAAGGAUAAACAAAUUAAGACACUCGACUCUUUCAUGGGUUUCGAACGAUUCAAUGCAUGUUUUCGGAAAUGUUCUUUAAUCUACAAACAUCAAGUAUUAUAUUUACCACGAUCCCGUGGAAGCGGGUUCAAUAGCAAUCUGUUUUAUUAUGGAUCUUUUAGAAGUUACGAAGUUGCCCCUUUACAUCGCACACAUAUUUAAAUACAUUAUCGCUGCAUAUGAAGAAUAUUUAUUUACGCAUAUCGGUAAUAGUAUCGGCAGAGUCUUCCAAUGUAUGGCCAGUAAUCACUUCAAAUCAACGUCUUGUUGAAGACUUUGCAUCCAACAUGUUAAGAUAGUUGCAAACCAUCCAAUAGAAAAAAGGUCGACACCGCUUCUGAACACACGCACCUGUUUAUGUGUAUU